AUGGAUAUGGGUAUGGGUAUGGGCAUCGAGCGACUUGACCCGGACGGGGAAAACGGGGGCGCCACGGGGACCGGCCGUAGCGGAGCUCAAGCGCAGGCGCCGACAACCAACGACAAGCCGGCAUUGGACCACGGGCACGAUCGGUUGGAGAAGAACGUGGGAAUAAGCACUCACCAAUUGGCGAAAGAUAUUCAUACUGCAACGACGCAUCUCCAGGGAUGCGCAUAUCGUUGGGUUCCAUCGCCGACUACACAACCUGGUGCUGUGUUGCUGAGGCUGCGUUUGAUGAAUGAUGACGAGACGUUGGCUGCGGAUGAUAUCCAGGGAUGGGCACUGGAGACUAGGGUGGUCAAGCAGGGGUUUGAAAGCUCCCAAGGACCUGACGGGUAA
Fusarium graminearum PH-1 is the source of this 390-nucleotide messenger RNA. RefSeq lists its product as uncharacterized. Lineage: Eukaryota; Fungi; Ascomycota; Sordariomycetes; Hypocreales; Nectriaceae. The record is from RefSeq and is a predicted model, not a curated record. Bases 1 to 390 code for a protein of 129 amino acids. The transcript is spliced from 3 exons.